CCUUUUAUCCUUUUUGCUUCUUCUCCCAUUCACUCAAAGAUCUCUUAUGAUACAUACCAUCCAUCCCUACGUACAGUUAUCCUCUCAUACAACAAAAGUUGAAGGGCAUCUUCGUCUAGCAGGUGCUCAAUGUCUUCCCAACUAGGCACAAGAAACUCUGUAACAUGGAAACCUCUGAUAUAAAUGAAAGAGCCACCUACCUACAAUAUUAAGUAGCCCUUCUCAAAAUUGCUUCGCUGCUCAUCCACCAAAAUGAAGGCGGCCUCUUUUCCAGAAUCAGUUCUUUCCUCAGGAUUAAAAACAUCCCAAUUCGCUGCCGAAUGCUGGUUCGACGACGCAUGCAUCCUUGAUAUGGACUACUUUGCUAAGACCCUAGCCGGCAUCAAGGCUAAGGGUGUCCGUCCAGACUUCAUCGGUUCAAUCAUAGCUCAUUAUGCAUCAAAGUGGCUACCAGACCUCUCUGGUGAUCACCUUUCUAGUAACAAGGGGCUUGCGAACUAUGAAGAAUCCCCGGAGAGUGUCACAGCUUUGUGGAUGAAAAAGAGAUUUUUCGUCGAAACCCUGGUGGGAAUCCUGCCUCCGGAGAAGGAUUCCAUCCCAUGUAGCUUCCUCCUACGCCUUCUCCGGAUCGCAAACAUGGUCAGUGUGGAGCCUGCAUAUAGAGCUGAGCUUGAAAAGAGGAUUUCAUGGCAACUUGACCAAGCUUCACUGAAAGAGCUACUGAUACCGUCGUUUAGUCACACUUGCGGGACAUUGCUAGAUGUCGAGCUAAUAAUUCGUCUAGUGGGGAGGUUUGUUAGUUUAGAUGAGGUUGCUAAAAGUGGUGCUGCCUUAAUUAAGGUAGCUAAGCUUGUUGAUUCUUACUUAGCAGAAGCUGCUGUGGAUUCUAAUUUGAGUUUAUCCGAGUUUGUUGCUCUUGCUGGUGCUCUCCCAAGUCAUGCCCGAGCCACAGAUGAUGGUCUAUACCGUGCCGUUGAUACUUAUCUCAAAGCACACCCUGGACUGUCAAAGCAAGAAAGAAAAGCUCUUUUUAGGUUGAUUGAUAGCCGAAAGCUCUCUCAGGAGGCAUCACUCCAUGCUGCCCAAAACGAAAGAUUGCCUGUUCGUGCUGUGAUCCAAGUCCUCUACUCUGAGCAAACCAAGCUCAAUCGACAAAUAGAUUGGAGUGGGUCGUUUAGUGGAGCUAGAAGCCCCAGCUUAGGGUUUGAGGCUCCGGCAAGGUUGCUUUCGAAACGUGGAACGAGUGAUCAACAAAUGGAGAUAAGGAAACUAAGAGAAGAUGUGCUGAGGCUAGAAAGCCAAUGCUAUGUGAUGCAAAUGCAGAUGGAAAGGAUGUUGGAGAAAAAGAAAGGGUUUUUUAGGUGGAAGAAGUUAGGGAUUAUGCCUUCAUUGAGAAGUAGUAAUAAUGUUAGUAUUGUUGAGAAGAUUGAAGGGAAAAAUGCAGGAGAAGGAGAUGUAGGGAGUGGAAUACAAACUCCUGUGGACUUGAAGACUAAGCUGGUGAGAGGCAAAGGUAAAACUUCCCCCAGGCGGAGAAAAUCAAUGUUCAGCGAUGCUGCGUAUUAGUUUGACUAUGACCACAGCUACUUGGUUUUAUGCUGGGCUGCGUCUAGCACUCAUAGAUUUAGGAUUUUGCUGGUAAUAUCAAGCCUUAAUUUACAAGCAUUGCUAUUUUUAAUGGUU
Messenger RNA from Populus euphratica (Euphrates poplar), 1683 nucleotides. Its product is annotated as root phototropism protein 3-like. The transcript has 2 exons. Lineage: Eukaryota; Viridiplantae; Streptophyta; Magnoliopsida; Malpighiales; Salicaceae. The coding region runs from base 253 to 1566 and encodes 437 amino acids. The record is from RefSeq and is a predicted model, not a curated record.